Messenger RNA from Rotaria sordida, 1137 nucleotides. NCBI's taxonomy places the organism in Eukaryota, Metazoa, Rotifera, Eurotatoria, Philodinida, Philodinidae. The record is from the annotation of a GenBank genome assembly.
AUGAUGUUUGCUGCUCUAGUAUUCGUUUUACUUCUUUUCGUACCACAAUCGAUCAUUGGUGAACCAGAAUUCGAAACAAUUCCAUUACGCUUCGAUGCAAUUAUCCAACGAUUGCGCGAUUUUUAUCAGCAUUAUCCAGAUGUUGCCAACGAUCUGAGUACUACUUGUGAACGAGAUUUGGAAAUAUUAAAAACUGCUGCAUUUCAACGUCAAUUAUGGGCAAUGAAAGUGUUCGAUGCUUGGGGCAAACCACUACCAUCGGGUCUAUUGAACGGAAAUAUGUAUUGGAUAGGUAAUUAUGAUGAAUGUAUUAAUCCACUCUAUCAAAUAAACAAUAAAUCUUUUGUUCGACAACCAAUUGACACUCAAUAUUGUGCCCUCCAAUCCAGUCCCAUUAACCCACAAUUUGUGAUGGGAUUUAGUUUGGUACUUGGCCUUUGUCUGCCAGCAUCUUGUACUCGUCAAUCAAUUGUCACACUCAUACGUGAGAUAUUCAAAGUGCAUAAUUUGACUAAAGAUUAUUUACAGUGUUCAAAUGAUCGUUCCAAUGAACAGAAUGGUCUUUCGUCUGGUACUAUUGCCUUUAGUAUCGUUCUAUCAUUCUUGGCUCUACUUGUGCUGAUUGGAACAAUCACUGAUCUUGCUAUUCAUAUAUAUAUCAAGUGGAACGAGAAUGAAAAGUUACCUAUUAACGGAUAUGAAGAUUUAUCGGAUGAAAUUUCAAAUAAUAUUGGAUCGAUUCUUGGUCUUCUUCUCUAUUAUCCAAGUAUGGGCACAAGUAUUUUUGAUAUGUCAAGCAAUGCGACGGGUCCAAAUUUCUUCGAGAAAAUCUACGUAACACCGUGGUGUCGUAUUUCACCCUAUGCUAUUGGACUUUUCACCGGAUUUCUUGUUGUCAAUACGGAUCGUACCUAUCGUUUGAAUAGUUACGUUCGACUCAUUGGAAAUCUUUUUGCUAUUGUACUUGCCUUGGCUUAAAAAAUAUUUGGUAUUAAUGAACGUAAUUUUAUUGAAUUGAAAAUCAUUAAUGUUACAAUUGUAAUUAAUAUAAUCACCAGUGCAGAUAAAAUAAUUCCAAUAAUAAAUAAACGAAAUUUUUAUCGUACUUCAUUAGAAUUUUUUUCACAUUUAUUAUGA